UUACAUAGUAUUAAAGCUGAGAUAUCCUCAAUGUCGGGCGCUAAUUCAUCCAUUCAUGAAAUACCAUAUCGCGACAUUUAUGUCUUCCACUAGUAGUAGCCGCCGAUCAUGUACCUUGCAUAUAUCUGUUGGUUUAUUGAGGAACCUUUUAUGGACUUUGUAUUUUUAGGACUUUGGUAACAUGGGGGCCUCUAGCCUGUGAUGUCUUGGAUAUUUCAGCAAGACUCUUUAAUUCAGACCUCUAAAUAAUUUUUAAUUCCUUUUCCAUAGGUACCUAAGGUACCCAGACAUAUUUUUACAAUGACCGCGAGACUUCCGUCAAACCGUGUAAUACACAUAAUUGUUGCACUUCUCAUUGUCUUAUUAAUAUAUUUCAACUUACCACGAUUCACCUCCAGCAGGGACGUCGAUAGGCUGCUCGGCGACAUAAAUAAUAGCACACUUGGAUUCCAAGAGAUAUUCGUGGUUGGCUUGCCGUCACGGACAGACCGCCGCGAUGGCAUGUUCCUGCAAGCUGCCCUUAGCAAUAUGAGAAUAGAAUUCGUGGAUGGCGUAAACGGAAAAGAUAUACCUGAUAAAGCAAUUCCCAUGACGUUUGAACGCGAGAGGAUGAACGAUGCUUCUCUCGGAUCGUGGCGCGCACAUAUGAAUGCAAUUCAAGAGGUCGUUCGGAGAAACUUAACUUCUGCUCUGAUACUGGAGGACGAUGUUGAUUGGGACGUCCGAAUCAAACAUCAGCUAAAAGACUUCGCAUUGUCUACGCGAGCUAUUACGCAACCUCGACCCGGCUCCAAGUCAUAUGCCGAUUCUACCUUUCCAACUCCACCUAAGGAAUCCUCCACUGCCGUUCCCGAUAUUUCAUUUCAUUUUAUGCCCAAUACCGAAUCCCCGAGGUUGUCUCCAUACGGCGAUAAUUGGGAUCUGCUAUGGAUUGGUCACUGCGGCAUGCACUUCCCGUUCGAAGACAACCCCCUUAUACCAAAAGGGCGAGUUAUUCAUCUCGAAGAUGAGACCGUUGCCCCAAAACAGAAUCUGUGGACUUUUAACGUGCCUUUCACAUUGAAGGAUAAAUAUCCAGAACACACAAGGGCGGUACAUCAUGUACAAGAAGGCGUCUGCACACUGGGAUACGCAAUAAGCCAGGCGGGUGCGCGGAAGCUCUUGCACGAGAUAGGACUCAAGGACGUUACGGACGGAUUCGAUAUCCUCCUUCGUUUCUUCUGCGAGGGGGUGAACGGACGCAAGUAUCAUAACUGCUUGACAACCCAACCAGCACUCUUUCACCACCAUCGGGCGGCCGGCCCUGUUAGCGCCUCAAGUGAUAUAGGAGACCACGGUGGUGGUUUUAGGGAGAAGAGCUCAACUGAUAUGGUGAGGUGGAGUGUUAGAUUAAAUGCCGAUGUAUUGUUAGAAGGGCGUACGGACUUUGUCGACCAAUAUCCAGACAAAGCCCUUAAUUCACCAUAGAAUUAUAUGUAAUACUACCUAACAUUAAUAUUAGUGAUACGAAAA
Messenger RNA from Daldinia decipiens, 1512 nucleotides. Its product is annotated as glycosyltransferase family 25 protein. The record is from RefSeq and is a predicted model, not a curated record. Bases 301 to 1467 code for a protein of 388 amino acids. The transcript has 3 exons. NCBI's taxonomy places the organism in Eukaryota, Fungi, Ascomycota, Sordariomycetes, Xylariales, Hypoxylaceae.